AUAUUGAUUUCAUAACAAUCUUGUGUUAUAUUUUUAACGAUAUACCAAAAUAUUUAUAUUUUUCAAUAUAUAAAUUAGUUUAAUUUAAAUAUUAAAAAUUUAAUUAUAAAAAUUGUUCUAUAACCGAUUUAUCUUCCAUUACCAAAUUACUUCUAAUUGACUUCAAAAUUAAAGGGAACAACAGAUCAAAACCGGUGUCUGUGGCCGGGUCUUGGUAUCUCCCUUCCUUCGUUUUGCUUCAGUCUAGAGCUACAAACGGAGAGAGAUUGUGUUAGGGUUUAUAAGGCAAUGGCAAGUUCUGGGAGUUCCAUGCUUUACUCCUUUCUCAUGUUCACGGUCAUUCUGUCUCUUCAAGAAAUGUAUAGAGGGAAGUUAGCAUCCUCGGAAUUAUUUACCAUCCUUGGAGGGUUCAUUAGCUCUCUCCUUUUUCUUGUGUCGCUGACAUUUAUUGGAAAUUUCCAGGAAACCUGUGGCAUGAGGACUGGCUGGGGAGCUGUUAUAUUAGCGGAAGCUGUUGCACUUAUUGCUGCAAGCACUGUCCAUCGAGUUUGUAUAACAACAUGUUUCUUGUUCUCUGCUGCGCUGCUGUAUGAGAUCAACAAGGUUUCAGACUACAUGGUUUCAAAAAGCGAAUCCAAAGCUAAGAGACACUGAGGCAGAUGUCAUUACAUGCUUAGAUGAAACUUCAAUUCUUCAUUAUCUGAUAUAAGAAUAUUUUCAAUAAUGCAGACUUUAGAAGCUUAUUGCAUACCUCCAGCUUUUUUUUUUUGGCCUUAGUAUCUACAGGAUCUUGAUGCAGAGUCUUACUCCCUCGUUUGAGAGAGAUCAAGUUUUUUAACAUAUUAUAUUUCAUGUCUAAAAUUUUGGAAUCUCUUCUAUAUAAUUUUCUUAUUUUGGGAUA
Molecule: messenger RNA, 901 nt
Organism: Carica papaya (papaya)
Lineage: Eukaryota; Viridiplantae; Streptophyta; Magnoliopsida; Brassicales; Caricaceae
Product: keratinocyte-associated-like protein
Biological process (GO): protein N-linked glycosylation
Source: RefSeq, a predicted model, not a curated record